AUGAGUCUCAAGACUGGAUCGGGUCACAUUCCAGCAAUCAGUCCCUUGUUCCCAGAAGCCAACUGUCACUUCACCACAGUCGCAAGAGCCUCCACCAACGUCCGGACCACUCGUUCGCGCCCCUUGACGUCCAUAUCUGCCCCAACGGCUGCCGUCGAAGACUCAACAGUAGCUUGGGAGGCUUCGGCUGAUGUGUGA
Messenger RNA from Phytophthora nicotianae INRA-310, 198 nucleotides. RefSeq lists its product as hypothetical. The transcript has a single exon. Bases 1 to 198 code for a protein of 65 amino acids. NCBI's taxonomy places the organism in Eukaryota, Oomycota, Peronosporomycetes, Peronosporales, Peronosporaceae. The record is from RefSeq and is a predicted model, not a curated record.